This is a messenger RNA of Rhipicephalus sanguineus (brown dog tick), 3116 nucleotides long. RefSeq names its product UPF0489 protein C5orf22 homolog (gene MESR6). The record is from RefSeq and is a predicted model, not a curated record. Lineage: Eukaryota; Metazoa; Arthropoda; Arachnida; Ixodida; Ixodidae. The transcript has 3 exons. The coding region runs from base 115 to 1221 and encodes 368 amino acids.
GCGUCCAGAGAGUAAACUGGGAACUUGCUGUAAACCGUGCAUCACGUUGCUUUCUGGGCUUUAUUUCAGGCGAAUGCAUGAACGCCGUAUCACACCGGCGUUACAUUUGGUAAAAUGGGCCGCCCUGUCUCGGUUCGUGUGGUUGAGCCACACUUUCAUGCAUUGGACCACAUCUAUCGCGCCAUAGGAUCCAAAAAGCUGAACUUCGAUGGCCUUUUAAUGAUUCAUUUCGAUGCCCAUCCGGACCUUGUAAUUCCUCCUCAGCUCGAACCGUUGAAGAUACAGGACCGUGAACAUGUGAUGUCAUCUAUUGACAUCGAAAGCUGGAUCAUGCCUGCUGCUUUGGCAGGUCACUUUGAUCGCCUGCUCUGGGUUCGGUCACCCUGGUCUGAUCAGUUGCCCGACGGAGACCACAACUUUCUAAUUGGCGAAAAGGAUGGACGUGCCAAGGUUUCCAGUGCACUGCCAUACUUCCUUAGCGAAUGUGCUUGGUCACCGAGUGAAGAGUUGUCCGGUGCACAUGGUGUGACUCUGAGGGUGCGGCCGCUGGACUGGUUGCUUGCACAGCGAGCCCCAGAUGAGGCCUGGCGGCCAAGCUCGCGACAGCUGGUGCUCGACAUUGAUUUGGACUUUUACAGCACACAGGACCCAUUCUCACUCAUGUUCACUGCCGGCCAGAUGGCCAGGCUAAGAAAACUUUACCAUUGGGACUGGCCCAAAGACGUGCGGGACACACAGAAGAUCAAGGAAUCUCAAGAGGGUCGUGCUAGGCAACUUGAACACCUGAAGACCUGCCUUGACUAUCAGUUGCGUGACAUCGAGAACUUGGAGGAGCCACUUGAUAAAAAUGGCCUCGAAGAGCCUGUGUGCCCUGCUGAGCUGGUGGCCUUGUGCUGUGACCUGAGGGAACGACCUCCGAUUGGUGAAACUCUGGAUGCGGAUUUGGUGCAUGCGGCUGGUUGCACAUGCGACUUAGAUUCUACGUUACCCCACCACCAAAGCUCGAAGCAGGAAGUCUUGGAUCUAAUUGCCAACACAGCUCGUUUCCUCCAGAGUUUGUGUGCAGUGCCAGCAGUGAUAACAAUAGCUCGUUCUAGCAUUGACGCUUACUGUCCACCGGAAGAAGUAGACUUCAUUCAGUGUUCGGUGAUCGAGAUGCUUAAAAGUGUGUAUGGUGAAUUGGACGUUCAGCUCGAUUAUGACGGUGCUGGUGACACAUAAUCUUUAUGCAUAGUCGAUGCUAAAAUAUGUUAGUGUGUGAAGCUGUUCAUAGUCAGCGAAUUUGAAUCGUGCUCAUGUGGCCUGUUCAGAUUAUUGUGUAUAUGCCAUUGCUCUAAGGAACCUGCAGUGUGGUUGUGUACAUCAUUUUUAAGGUUGCAUUACAGGAAAUUAUAAAGAUUUGCAAACAAAGUGAGCAAUAUUUUUUUUCUUUGUGUACACAGGCCCACAAUUUACUAAACUUCGUAAUUUGAUUCCAAAUUAUGUGACUGAUGUUUAUGCUCUCAGACAACCCAUUUUUCAGUGUCACAGUAACGACAUGCUCAGAAAUUCAUGUUUUCAGUUUUUGUGGUUAAUCCAGUAAACAUUCUCACAGGUUUUCAUUGAUGUAUUUUGAGCAAGGGCUUAUUGCUUUAUCAGCAUGUAAGGAACAGGAAAUGUGCCUAACAGAUGGAGUACAAGAAAGGUACGAAAGCGCUGUUAUGUAGGGGGUAUGAAUAGUGAAAUGUCUUUAAUUGAAUUGAGUAUGAAUAGUUAAAAAGAAAGGCUUUGAAUACCAAACAUACUACAAAAUGCUAUCAUAUUUCUGAAGCAACAUCAAAUAUAAAGUUUGCACGUAAUCCAUUUGAUGUAAUAAGAAAUCAGGCUUAUAUACAUUGACAUUUGUGUGUAUAGUGCUGUUCAUAAUUAGGCAUCUGAAUAAGUGAGGAUCUUGUAAAUGAUCAAUGACAGCUUUGAAUUAUUUGGGGCAGCAUAGCAGUGACAUUUCUGAAGCAUGUUACCAGAUGUAUGUACAUUGUUGUGUCUGCUGAAAAAGAGAAGUGUGAUGUUAUACAUGACUACACAUUUCAAGAAAUGUAAACAUGAGGAGACUGGUCAAAUAAUAAGUAGCUACAAAUUUGCGUACAAGCUAUAGUUACCUAAAAGCAAGCCAUUCUCAUCGAAUGAAUGUAAAUUAUUGAGUGGGUGUUGUGUGCGUCAUAAAUUCAUUACAGAACUGUUGCCUUUGCUCAGCAAUUGCAACUACCCUACCCUGUUGAAGAAUGAUUCAGAACAGCCCUAACAUUCAUAGUUUUGUUUCCUUUCACACUCCGAUAAAUGUUUUUAUGCCUUAAAUUGUUUGAAAGAAAUUAAUAUUUUACAACUUCGAAUAUUGGUUUGUCAUGUUUAUUGCAAGCGCUAGUCAGUUUAUAUUCAAUAUUUUGAAUAUUUGCUCAACUGGGUCUUCUGUUAAUCUCCUGUUAAUCUAUUGUUCUCCUUUCCGAAGUGUACAAAAGCCAUUGCAGGCAGUGGCCAUGCUGAUGCAAUUGAUGCAAUUGCUGAUGGGCAAUUCGCUGACUUUGGUAGGUUUGUGCACCUCACCUUUAUUACGUUUUUCUGUGCGCUGAUUUUCUUCAAAUAUGAAUUUAUUACAGAUAUUAAAAUGGGCACCUUUGUUUAGCAGUCUUCUACGAGCAGAUGUAUCGUAAUUUUUUCUCGUGUGAAGUUUUUUUUUUCAACAGCGCUUUUAACAGCGAAGCUGUUUAGCAAAUGUUGAGAGUCGAUCGCUGAAAACUAUCAUCAUCUUAACGGGUAUGUGCCACUGUGCGGCUACCUGAGAACGAGUACAGAGACAGAGAGAGAAAGGAAGGAAGAAACAGAGAGAUGGAAAGAAAGAUAUGAAGAAAGAGAAAAAUUCUUUCGGAAAAAAAAUUAUUCACGAGGCGGGAUUCGAACCUGCGUACCCUCAAUCCGAAGGCGGGCAUCCUAACCACUCGGCUAUCCAGGAACACUAGCAAAACAUAGCGUAGUCAUGUAUAGCAUAGUGUAGCAAGGGGGUGGGAAAGGGGAGUAAGCGUGAAGAGGAGACGUGAUGGUGAGGUGGAGGGAAAGGAGGAGGAGAGAGAGUAAAGCAUAGC